This is a messenger RNA of Dibothriocephalus latus, 480 nucleotides long. The record is from the annotation of a GenBank genome assembly. NCBI's taxonomy places the organism in Eukaryota, Metazoa, Platyhelminthes, Cestoda, Diphyllobothriidea, Diphyllobothriidae.
AUGGAAUACUCAUCUGACAUCGCGUGCGAAUCGCAGGCCCAAAUGAUAAGCGCAGAGGCUCCCAUUUUAUUUGCCAAAGCGGCAGAACUGUUUAUCCGCGAACUCACUCUUCGUGCGUGGGUACACACGGAACGGAAUCGUCGUCGCACGCUUCAGAGGAAUGACAUUUCCAUGGCAGUUUCAUAUGGCGACACUGAUCAGUUCGAUUUUUUAAUCGACAUUGUACCUCGAGAAGAGGGUCGCGGCCAUCGUCGGUCUCACCACAACCAGUCAUCGAUUCAGCACAUGUCUGGUGCCUCCGUCGUCCAUCAGACGGCAGAUGAGAGCGCAGCACUGAAGGCGGAGGCGAUGCUCAUGUCAGGGGGCGGUGCCGCAAAUCUAACCCUUGGCACCACAUCUGGCGAUAACGAGGGCAGUGUGACUGUUGUGCCCGCCUCCGUUGACUCCAUUAGUCUCAUCCAGCAACAGCCCCAGACGGCC